This is a messenger RNA of Rotaria sordida, 2283 nucleotides long. NCBI's taxonomy places the organism in Eukaryota, Metazoa, Rotifera, Eurotatoria, Philodinida, Philodinidae. The record is from the annotation of a GenBank genome assembly.
AUGUUAUCAUCACAACGUCGUCAUAUACUACAUGUAUGUUGUUUUCUAAUAUUUAUUUUUAUAUUUGAAAUAAUGGCCGGUGGUAUAAUUUUAUUUCCAUCGUAUCAAAUAACUUCCACAUAUCUUACUGAUAAUCCAAUUGAAUAUUAUGGAUUAUUUUCAACGAUAAUUAUUUAUUUUAUACGUUUAUUAUCUUUAUUACCAUUACCAUUGGUUAUAUGUCAUACAUGUGGUUUAAUUUUCUAUAAUGUUUUUCCUGAUCGACCAACAUUACAAAAUUCACCAUUAUUAGGUCCAAAAAUACGUAUACGUGUUGUAACACGUGGUGAUUAUCCAGAUUUAGUACGUACAAAUGUUAAAAGAAAUUUAGAAACAUGUGCAAAAGUUGGUUUAAAUAAUUUUCAAAUUGAAAUUGUUACUGAUAAAUCAAUAAAUUUAAUCGGUUUACCAACAAGUAUGAUUCGUGAAAUUGUUGUGCCAAAUGAUUAUCGAACAAAAACAGGUGCAUUAUAUAAAUCGCGUGCAUUACAAUAUGCAUUAGAACCAGAUGUUAAUCAAUUAUCACCAGAUGAUUAUAUUGUACAUUUAGAUGAAGAAACAUUAUUAACAGAAAAUAGUGUACGUGGUAUAUUAAAUUUUGUUAAUGCAAAUGAAUAUGAUAUUGGACAAGGUUUAAUAACAUAUGCUAAUGAAACAAUUGUUAAUCAUAUAACAACAUUAGCUGAUAGUAUGCGUGUUGGUGUUGAUUUAGGAUGUUUAAGAUUUUGUUUAAAAAAAUUUCAUCAACCACCAUUUUUAUUUAAAGGAUCAUUUGUUGUAUGUCGAGCUCAAUGUGAAUUUGAAGUUACAUUUGAUAAUGGACGUUCUGGUUCAAUAGCUGAAGAUACAUAUUUUGCAAUGUUAGCUAUGUCAAAAAAUAAAAAAUUUGGUUGGAUUGAAGGUGAAAUGUGGGAAAAAAGUCCAUUUACAUUAACUGAUUUUAUUAAACAACGUAAACGAUGGUUACAAGGAAUUUUACUUGUUGUUCAUGAUACACGUUUACCUAUUCGAGUUCGAAUUGGAUUAGGCAUCGCAUUAUAUUCCUGGGUUACAUUACCACUAACUUCAUUAAAUGUGAUUCUUACUCCGCUCUGUCCUAUACCUUUACAUUGGACAUUAAAUUUUUUAAUUGGUUAUGUUGGAGCUGUUAAUAUUUAUUUAUAUAUAAUUGGCGCAAUUCGUUCAUUUUCAUUAGUACGUUUAGGUUAUGCACAAUUUGCACUUCGAAUAUGUGGCACAUUAGCAACAAUUCCAUUUGUUGUUGUAUGCGAAAUAACUGCAGUUCUUUGGGGUUUAUUUAGUGACAAAGGAAAAUUUUAUGUUGUUGAUAAACAAUUAGGAUCAAUGUGUGUUCUUGAUUUAGAACCUCAACCUAUUGUUUGUCAGAUGAUGUUUAUUGUUGCUUUAUCUACUAAUCAUAUAAAACGAUUUUUUUCUAUUGGUGUCUUUGUUCUGGCCUCGACUGGAGCUGCAUAUAUAAUAAAGGACGAUCAUUCAUCAUCGUCUGCUGCUGGUGGUACGAAAUCAAAAACAAGUUCAAUGAGUUCAUCAGAAGAAGUUUCGUGGAUUUCAUGGUUCUGUGGUCUUCGUGGGAAUGAAUUUUUUUGUGAAGUUGAUGAAGAUUAUAUACAAGAUAAAUUUAAUUUAACGGGUCUUAAUGAACAAGUGCCACAUUAUCGUCAAGCACUUGAUAUGAUUCUUGAUCUUGAACCUGAUGAUGAUCUUGAUAAUCAAGAUAAUCCAAAUCAAUCUGAUUUAAUUGAACAAGCUGCUGAAAUGCUUUAUGGUCUUAUCCAUGCACGUUAUAUAUUGACUAAUAAUGGUAUAGCACAAAUGCUUGAAAAAUUUCAAAAUGGUGAUUUUGGUCUUUGUCCUCGUAUUUAUUGUGACAAUCAACCAAUGUUACCGAUUGGUUUAUCAGAAGUUCCUGGUGAGGCCAUGGUUAAACUUUAUUGUCCUAAAUGCAUGGAUGUUUAUACACCAAAAAGUUCUCGACAUCAUCAUACAGAUGGUGCAUAUUUUAGUACAGGUUUUCCUCAUAUGUUAUUUAUGGUUCAUCCAGAAUAUCGACCAAAACGACCAACAAAUCAAUUUGUUGCACGACUUUAUGGCUUUAAAAUUCAUUCAAUGGCUUAUCAAUUACAAUAUCAAGCAGCAGCUAAUUUUAAACAAUCAAAUUCAACUUCAGUUAUUCCAAGUAGUGCUGGUGGGACAACAACAACUCGACCACUUAUUAAAGAUUAA